CAAUAAAUUGAAUCAAAGGGACGGGUAAAAGUCUGUAAUUUUCUGAUAACAUUUAGGUAGCGUUUGCCGCCAAUCCAUUAGCAAAAUCGGGAAAACGGAGCAAAUACAAAAAUGGCGACGUUAACGACAAUGGUUUCUUGUAAACCUCCAAACCGUACAAAAACUCCAUUACCACCCAUCGCAUUUUCAUCGAUAUCAUUCCCUCUUUCUAUCUCAUUUUCUCUCAGGCAAAACAUCAAACAGUUGGUGUGCAACGAUGUCGCAAGAUGUUCACUAGACAAUCCAGACUCAAACGAGCAAAUGGGAACGUACCCAAGACCUUCAGAGAUCCCGUGGAAGAAAGAACUCUGUAAUUCUGUUCAACUUAUAGGGAUUGUUGGGGUACCUGUUCAACUUACCCACCUUAGUUCUGGCAAAGUUGUUGCUUCUACUCGUAUUGCUGUCCGAAAAUCUGCCACUGAUACUAGUUGGAUCAAUCUGACGUUUUGGGAUGAACUGGCACAUGUAGCUAACCAGCAUUUGCAGAAAGGUCAGCAGAUAUAUGUCUCUGGUCGUCUGCUGUCAGAUACUGUUGAAACUGAAGAUGGGAAACAACAGACUUACUACAAGGUAACCGUUCAGCGACUGAACUUUGUUGAAAGGAACUCUUCUUCCCCUGUGGCUUUAUAUGAUGGUAGCUCUGAUUUAAUGGCGACAUUCGGAAAGUCUGAGAACACUGCUGCGACGAGUAAGCUUUCCACUCUAGAGUUGUGGCAAGCAUUUUUUGCCAACCCGACAGAGUGGUGGGACAAUCGUAAGAACAAGAAAAAUCUUAAAUAUCCCGAUUUCAAGCACAAAGAUACAGGGGAAGCUCUGUGGGUGGAAAGCAGGUAUAAUCCUCCAUGGGUGAAAUCUCAACUGGAAAAAUUGGAUCCGAAAAUGCAGUCUUUUCAAGUGCAGGAAAAAAGAAGUUUCUCCAGUUAUUUCGAUGGCAAUUACUAAAAUACGAGUACCCAUUUAGUUACUUCGUUGCUAAUCGAUAUUUUCUGUACACUUGUUUGCAUAUUUACUGUCGAAUUCGUCCUGUUUGUCGAUAGAUCAGUGAGAAAUAUGAAUUGUGAACUCAGCUUAUAUCUUUUGUACAGAUAGUAUUAGCCAUUUGGUACUCUCAUCGCCUGUCUAAUGAAAUGUACAAUUUCUCUUGAUGAAAAACUUCUAAGUUCUAAUC
Molecule: messenger RNA, 1207 nt
Organism: Amaranthus tricolor (Joseph's coat)
Lineage: Eukaryota; Viridiplantae; Streptophyta; Magnoliopsida; Caryophyllales; Amaranthaceae
Product: protein OSB2, chloroplastic-like
Exons: 5
Coding region: 112-981 (289 amino acids)
Biological process (GO): mitochondrial DNA replication; positive regulation of helicase activity
Cellular component (GO): mitochondrial nucleoid
Molecular function (GO): single-stranded DNA binding
Source: RefSeq, a predicted model, not a curated record